Molecule: messenger RNA, 1935 nt
Organism: Aureobasidium uvarum
Lineage: Eukaryota; Fungi; Ascomycota; Dothideomycetes; Dothideales; Saccotheciaceae
Source: the annotation of a GenBank genome assembly
CAAGCCGCCAGCAAGAAUCGCCCUUUCCCGCUGCAUCCGUUAUCGCAGAAUCCAUUGGUUACGCGCGACGACUUUGCCGCAGCUUGUGCUUCGCUAUUGGAUCCUUUGGAAGCAGGAUUCAGUCCAGAGAGGGCAUUGGUCAGAGUCGGAGGUUCUGGGACAAGAUUCGAUGAGACAGCAGCUCAGAUUGAAGGAUUUGCUCGCCCACUAUGGGGUCUCGCACCACUGCUUGCUGGAGGAUCAUACAGCAAAUCAGAACUCUGGGUGAAGGGUAUGAUCGCUGGUACGGAUCCCGAAAGCCCUGAAUUCUGGGNNGGCAACAUGGAAGACCUGGACCAGCGUAUGGUCGAAUCAUGCCCUAUCGGAUACACUCUCGCUAUUGCCAACAAAGAUUUCUGGGACCCUUUGACCGGUAAACAGAAAGAAAAUGUUGCGAAUUGGCUGGGAAGCAUGAACGACAAGGAGAUGCCAAACACGAAUUGGUUGUGGUUCAGAGUAUUCGCUAACCUUGGCUUGAAAGCCAACGGAGCUCCAUACUCGGAAUCUCGCCUUGAGGCCGAUAUGGACCAUCUAGACACAUUCCACCGAGGUGAUGGCUGGUCAAAUGAUGGUCCAGCAGGCUACACCNAGAUGGACUAUUACUCUGGUUCAUUCGCCAUCCAAUAUCUUCAGCUGCUUUAUGCCAAGCUUGCAGGUGACUCUGACCCAAAGAGGGCAGAAGAGUACCGCGACAGAGCCCGCAAGUAUGCUCUGGACUUCGCACAUUACAUGGAUCCUGAAGGUCAUGCUAUCCCAUUCGGACGAAGUUUGACAUAUCGCUUUGCAACUGUAGGCUUCUGGUCCGCCGUAGCUUUUGCAGAAGUUGAACUGCCUGCUCCGCUGUCGUGGGGCGUGGUCAAAGGCAUGCUUUUGCGUAACUUGCGAUGGUGGUCCAAGCAUCCAGAUAUCUUCCAGCCGAACGGUAUGCUGAACAUUGGUUACACAUACCCAAACUACUACCUGGCCGAGAACUACAACUCUCCUGGUUCGCCGUACUGGUGUAUGCUGGCUUUUGCUCCUCUAGCACUACCGAAAGAGCAUUCAUUCUGGACCUCGAGGGAAGAGCCGCAUCCCUUCAAGUCGACGACUCCUUCGCUUCCGGAAAUCAAGGCCCUGAAGUAUCCCUUACACAUUAUGGUGCAUAAGGCUGGACACACGUUUUUGCUCUCCUCAGGCCAAAAGUGCCACUAUCCCCUCAAGUCUACCCAAGCCAAGUAUGGACAUUUCGCAUACAGUGCUUCUUUCGGCUACAGUGUGCCAACAGGUGGCUACACCAUUGAGCAGUACGUUCCAGAAUCUGCCUUGGCUCUGAGUGAUGAUGGAGGCGAGAUAUGGAAGAUGCGCCGGGACGUCGAGAAUGCCGAGUUGAACACCAAGGAUGGUUCGCCAUACUUGUACUCGGAGAUGAGGCCUUGGUCAGAUGUCAAGGUCUGUACUUGGUUGCUCCCUCCUACUGACGAGGCACCUUCGUGGCAUCUGCGUGUGCACCACAUAAAAUCGGGUAGAGGUCUACAGAGUUACGAGGGCGCAUUUGCUAUCAAAGGCACGGCGAAGAGUACUGGACGUGCGCUGGGCGUCUUGUCCUCUUCAUCACCAAACGAAGGUAUUGUGGCCAGCCAAGCAUCCGCCUUGACAGUGUCAGAGGCUGGUGCUGUUGGUAUUGUUGACUUGAAAGCACCAAGAUUCGGCAAGGUGCUCGAGGUCGAUGCCAACUCCAAUCUGAUUGAAGCCAGGACUGUGCUUCCUUCGCUGGGUAUGGACAUUGAGCCUGGCAAGGUUGUGUACUUGGUCACAGCUGUUUUCGCUAUGCCGGCUUCCGAAGGUUGGACAGAGAAAUGGCGUCAAGCAUGGGAGAAGAAGCCAGUGCUUCCUAGUUGGUUGGAAGACGCUAUGAAA